UAUAAGUGGAAGUGAUGUGCUGGCAUUGUUGGGGAAAUUUGGAUCAAAGUACCUCAAAAAGAUCGAUUCCGUUGCCCUGACGUCGCUGCUGCAGCCAGGAUAUGGGAAUGCAGAAACAGCUCCACUAAGUAACAGAUUUAUCCUCGAUAAACAAGAACAGUACGGCGCAAGGGAAAAAAAUGGGCAGGAAGGAUGCCAGCGCGACCAACUUACCAGUUGAUCAAUACAGAAAGCAGAUUGGCAAGCAGGACUACAAGAAAUCCAAGUCCGCCUUAAAGGCAACGCGGCUGCACGCCGAGGCGAAGAAGAAUUCCUCUGUAUUGAGGGAUGCAUUCCUGGUCGUCGCAGCGAUCGUUCUCUUCGUGCUCUGUGUUUAUGCCUUCUUCUACCUUAACCUGAGCACCGAGCUCAACCUGGACGUGGACAUGGAUUAAAGAAGUGCCGGGAAGAGGAGAGUUUGCAGAAGUACUGGCAGCCAACGUUGGCUGACGUUGGCUGACGUUGGCUGACGUUGGCUGAUGGCGGUCCGUACGUCCCCUAAAGCAAACGCUGCUCGGUUUGGGAGCCGUCGCAUCCUGACAGACUCAUUCUACACUUGAUUUGCAACACGGUGACGACGAGUAACGUUUCAGGGGACUUUUUUAUCUCUAAUUAUUGUCAUAAAUGCUUUGUUUUGCCUUCUACAUCCUUUGAUCAGUUUGUAAACUACAAGGAAACUGCAGCGAUUGCUGGACUUUGAUAUAUGGAUUUAAAGAAUGCCAUAAUUCAGUGGCUACAAUCACGUCUUCGCACAUUUUUGCAGGAAACACUAUGAUCUAUUCAACAUAUUCAGGGAAGAAUUUAAUUAUUUUAUUUUUUUAAACACAAAUGAUCCAAACUAAUGUUGAGACUAAACCCUGUUAAUCAUGAUCCCCAAGUCACGUCUCACUGAUAUCGAAAUGUGAAUCUGCAGCUAUUUUCACACUGAGACAAACGCUGGCCUCACAUAGCAGAGCAUAAACCCCUCCUCCCAGAUAUCAGAGGAUCACAAAGUGUGAGAUUAGAAUCCACAAAACCCUCGCCGCGAUUGCACGUGUGCGCUGCAUACAGAGCAACGCAGCGCCCCGCCCACACACGCGGGCGGCAUGGAAACGGACAUCCUCAGGAAAAUGCAAAUAUAACCUGGCCCUUUUGUUUGAAUGUAAAUGUUGGCGGAGAGGAGAUGAGCUUUUAUAUGUUCUUCCAGAAAACAUGGUAAUGUUUUACCAUCCUGUGCAUACAUGCUUUUAUUUUUCCGCAGAGGAACAUGAAGGUUGGUCUUUGUGUCUUUUCCCACUGAUUUGCUCUUUGUGCUGCAGCGCUGCGAGGUGCAAGCACCGACCUUCCCUCAGCCAUUUAAGUCCACGCGCUUUCACUCAGAGAAACGGUUUAUAAAAGACAGCAGAGUCAAGGACUUUUUAUUAUCAUACAUAUGCAGUGUUUUUGUAUGAAAUUGUCCUUUUUUUCCUUUUUUUGUUUUCCCCUCAUCCAUCAUUUUUUCCUCGUGCAGUUAUAACUUUUUUCUCUCUAUUCACGUAGGUCAGCCAGGAAGAGAUAGUUUCGGCUGUGACAAGUCUUUACAAAAUACCGCUACCAAACACAAAAGACACAAAAAACAGUUUUUCUCAAGAGAGUUUUAAUAAUGAUUUUUUUUUUUUUGAAAAAAGAGUCUUAAGUCUGUGCUUGUUUUUGUCGCAGUCGUCGAUCGAAGUCCUGAAAUGUGAGACAGAUUUUUGAGCUUCCAGCUUCAGCUUUUCCUCCUCUUCUCUCCCAUGACCUCCUGACCUCCUGUAAAAGACUACAUGUCAAAGAAACCAUUAUGAUAAGCAUGCACCCUCACCCGGCAGCUUUUAUCUGCGCCCCCCCCUUCAAACCCUGAGAUUCUCUCGCAUGCGUAACAAUAAAAAGCCUUUUUACCGAUGAACCUUCACACGCGACACCUGUAACCUAAAAGGUCACGAUUAUCCACUUUGAAAGAAAUGUUGCGUAUUUCUAAUGCUAGUAUGAUAGUUAGUACUAUUAUUAACAAUGUCUGUGUCGUAUAAAAAGUUUUUAGUUGUCUUUAUGAUGUGUGAAAUGCUGUUUUUUUCUAUGGUUGAAUUGACUGAAUUCAGUGUAAGGACAUGUGCUUCUCUGCAAUAGAUAAAUGAAGAUUAAAAUACUU
Messenger RNA from Cololabis saira (Pacific saury), 2182 nucleotides. RefSeq names its product triple QxxK/R motif containing (gene triqk). The transcript is spliced from 4 exons. Gene Ontology annotation, biological process: RNA processing. NCBI's taxonomy places the organism in Eukaryota, Metazoa, Chordata, Actinopteri, Beloniformes, Belonidae. Gene Ontology annotation, cellular component: endoplasmic reticulum membrane. The record is from RefSeq and is a predicted model, not a curated record. Bases 180 to 434 code for a protein of 84 amino acids.